AUGGCGGCAGAGUUCUUCUCGGGUGCUGCUUCUAAUACCGUAGGAACACUGAUGGUUGACUAUUUGGUGAAGCCAAUAGAACGUCGCCUUCGCUACUUAUUUCGUUUCCAUAAGUUAAUUGAUGACCUCCACCAACAGCAAAACAAUCUGAAUAGAGAACAAACUCGAGUUGAAGAAGACGUUAAGGAGGCAAAAUUGCAGAUUCAAACUCAAGUAAUUGAGGAAUAUGUAGAUGAAUGGCUGACAAAUGUAGAAAAUGCCUUGAAAGAUGUACAGAAUUUGGACAGCAGAGUUGAAGAAAAUAAGAGAUGCUUCCGUUUGUGUCCUAAUUGGUGUUGGCGAUAUCAAUUAGGCAAGGAGAUUGAGAAGAAGAUAGUUUAUAUAAGCAAACUUGUAGAGGACUCCCAUUUUAAAAGAAUCGGCCGUCGUGCGGAGUUUCCUGGCUUAGAAUUCUUCACAUCUAAAGAUAUUUUGGCUUCCAAAUCUUCAACUGCUGCAUUCAACAAGAUCAUGGAAGCAUUAAAGGACGGUAAAGUUAACAUGAUCGGAGUGUGGGGGAUGGGAGGGGUGGGCAAAACCACCUUAGUCAAACAAAUCGGCAAGAAAACCAAAGAAUUAGGAUGUUUUAGUAAAGUUAUUGAAGUUGUGGUGUCCCAAAAAUCAAUCAUUGAAAAUAUUCAAGAUAAAAUAGCAGAUUUCUUGUUCUUAGAGUUCAAGAGUAAAACUGAAAAAGGGAGAGCAGAAGAAUUAUGGCUUCGAUUGGAAAAAGAAGAAGUCCUCAUAAUCCUUGAUGAUAUGUGGAAUGAGGUCCACUUGAAUGACAUAGGCAUUCCGCUAAAUGAAAAUGGGAAGGGAUGUAAAAUCAUUUUGACAACACGUCUCAUGAAAGUAUGCGAAUCUAUGAAAUGUCAAGUUUUUGUUCCAAUUGAUGUUUUGGAUGAUAAUGAAGCAUGGACACUAUUCAGAAUGAAAGCUAACCUUCAUGAAAGAGUUUCAAGGGAUAUUCUUGAGGAGGCUGAGAAAGUUGCAAAAGAAUGCAAGGGUCUACCGGUAGCGAUUGUAACGCUAGCAACGGCUCUAAAAAGUACAAAGAUCCGUAAAGGAUGGGAAGUGGCCCGCGAGAAACUUGAAAGAAGUAGAUUAGUGGAAAUCGGUAACAUUGGAGAAGAAGAAAAAAAUGCCUACUUGUGUAUCAAGAUAAGUUACGAGCAUUUGAAGAAAGAGACGAACCAGAAAUGCUUCUUAUUGUGUGCUUUAUAUCCAGAGGAUCAUUCAAUUGAUGUGGAAGAUUUGGUGCGAUAUGCUUGGAGUUUGGAGUUAUUUGGCAAGGCUGACUCAGUUGAAGAAGUGAGGAUUCAAGUUUUGGAAGCCAUUGAUUACCUCAAAGAUUCCUGCUUGCUGUUAAAAGAUGGAGAUGGUGGAAGGUACGUUAAGUUACAUGACAUAGUUCGUGAUGUUGCUCUAUGGAUUGCAUCAAAAGAAAAAAGUAAUUUUGUGAUCAAAUCUAGAUUGGCGUCACGAAAGAAAAGCUCUGAAUCUUGUAAUGCAAUCUCAUUGUUGGACAGUGAAGAGAAAAAAUUUCCUGAUGGAUUAAUGCAUUCGAAGCUUGAGAUCUUAUUGCUUAAGAACUGCAAUGUACAAGGUACAUGUUUUCAAGAAAUGAGAGAACUAAAAGUUUUAAGUCUUACAAUUGUAGAAGGUUCUACAGGGUUUAUUUCCUUGUAUGCUCUUAAGUACCUGGAAAAACUUCGUGCUCUGCAUUUGGAGAAUUUUAAGGACUUUUCGCACCUUGGAGACCUAAAGACAAUUGAGAUUCUAAGUUUGCGUGGUUCAAACUUUGAGGGUUUGGAAGAUGAAUUAGGGAGGUUGGAAAAUCUAAAGGUAUUGGAUUUAACCAAUUUUGGACUUAAAUGGAUCUUUGCCCCUAAUGUCAUUCAAAGGUUAUCUCACCUAGAGGAGUUGUACCUAUCAGGAUUACUGUAUAGAGAGAUAAGUAACGAUAUCUUUCUCAAGAUAAAGUUUUUGACCAGACUAUCUCUUGAGGUAUCUUUUCUACAUUUACCGCUAGACUUUGAGUUUCCUGAAUUAGAAAAUUACAAUAUAUGUAUAAACCGUAGAAGUAGCUGGCAUGAUUCUCGUUUUGAGGAAGCAAGAUCCUUGAAAGUUAAUGAAGUGUUUCCUUACAAUGCAGUUUCCCAAUUACUUGGGAAUUUAGAGUCCCUUGAAGUGUCAUGUAUCGAUGAUGAGUAUAUAGAAUGCUUGACUAACAAAACACAACAGAAGGUGUCAGUAUCAAUGAUCUUACAAAACCUAAAACAAGUGAGAAUUAAAGGCUGCAAGAGUCUAAAAGUGGUAUUUCAAAUGGAGGAGGUGGAAGAAAAUGAAGCUCCACUUCUUUCAAAUUUAAAGAUUUUACAUCUCGAAAGGUUGCCAGAUUUGAGUUGCAUAUGGGAAUUGCCAACCCAACAUGUAAGACUUGAAAGCUUAGUUCAUUUGAGGAUAGAAGAUUGCCCACGUUUGAAAUCACUCUUUUCACUUUCUUUUGCUCAAAGUCUCGUACUCUUGGAAACCCUUCACAUAAGCUCCUGUGUUGAGUUAAAGCAAAUAGUGGUAGAAUUGGAAGGUGAUGAGGGAGAAAUAUCAUCGACCAUCAAUUCUCAUAAAUCUUUGUGCUUCCCAAAGUUAACAAGGCUCGACAUAUCUUUUUGUAAUGGUUUGGAGUAUAUUUUUUUUACGUCGUUGGCACCACAAUGGCUUCAGGGUUUGACUCUUAACAUAAGAUAUUGCCGUCAAUUAAAACAAGUGUUCAGGGUGGGAAAUGAUAGUCUGCUCCUACACCAGCAGUUCUUGAGAUCGCUAUCGUCCUUUACAGUGCUUUGUUGCCCUCAAUUAAUUGAUUCGGUUGUUCAUUUCGAAGCUGAGGAAGCUCGCAUAGAGCGUGUUCGAUUAUCAGCAUUCAAGGAAUCUUUCAAAACUUCGAAACAACUUGAACUAAAUUCAAUUGAGGAUCAUAAUCUGGUUCCAGAAGCUAAUGAAGAUGGACUAAAUGGAGUAACUUCACUUCAACUUCGGGAUUGCUUGUAUCUUGAAUGCUUUGUUGAUACCACCACUACUGCAACAAAGAAUGGGCCAACUUCAGCAUUCACUCAUUUGGAGACAUUAAAAAUAGAAUUUAUGUAUCGGUUGAAAGCCUUAUGCAAGGGUCAGCCUCCACAAGGUUUCCUCAAAAACUUGAAAUAUCUGGAAGUUAGAGAUUGUUACGAGUUGCGAGUCGUGGUUGAGCUCCUUCAUAUCAGAGAAGAAAAUCAAGAGCGCCCACUUUCAAAUUUACAAUCUUUGAAGCUCUUCUACGUACCAGAAUUGAGAUGGAUAUUCAAAGGCCCACCGCACUCUUUCACCCUCAAAAGUCUUACAGUUGUAGACAUAGAUCAGUGCAGAAACUUGAAAUCCAUUUUUUCACCUUCCCUUAUUCAAAGCCUAGAGCUUUUAGAACAACUCAAGAUACGAUGCUGCCCCAAUUUGGAAACUCUUUUCAAUGAUGGUGAAAUAGAAUCAAAGACUUCUUCCCUUCCCCUCUGCUUGCCCAAAUUGAAAACUCUUUGCAUCAUUUGUUGUUUAAAACUGGAAUAUGUUGUGCCAAUCAAUUUGGCUCAAGGUCUUCCUGCUCUUGCAUUGCUUUCGGUUUCUUAUUGUGAUGAAUUAAAGCAAGUAUUCGGUAUGCCAAAUGAACAAGAUGGAGUUCAACACCAUGAUAGGCUGCUCCUUUCAUGUCUACAAGAUCUACAACUUAUUUGCUUAACAAACUUGACUAGUUUUGUCCCACAAAACUAUGUUGUCAAAGCACCAUCUUUGAAAAGAUUGGAAGUUAAUGAUUGUCCUAAAGUGAUGACCCUUCCCAUUCAACAAGCCAACAAUCAGCUGGAGUUAACGUUAAAGCUUCAGGGUGGAAAUAUCAUCUCAAGUCUAGAGAGAAUGGAGCUUUCUAAUUUGAUUAAGUUGCAAGAUAUAUGGAAGGGUCCCAUUCAUGUUGCAACCAAUCUUAGAGAACUAAAGGUUCGCCGCUGCAAUAAUUUGACAUACAUCUUUCCAGUUACGCUCAUUCCACAUCUACCACAAUUAAGCUUUCUAAACAUAGCGUCAUGUGAGAACUUGAAGCAAAUAAUUGGAAAUGAUGACAUUUUAGCAUCUUCAUCAUCAUCACAAGAUCCUCAGUCGGAGAUGAAAAUGGUAUUCCCUCGGUUAAAGCAAAUACUACUUCAAAACUUGUCAAAGCUCGAGAGUUUCAGCCCUCUGCUUUAUCAUCUGGAAUUCCCGUGUUUGGAUUUGCUUGACAUUAAGCAAUGUUCCAAGAUGAUCACAAGAUUCAGUGCAGAUUAUUUAACGUUGACUGUGCAUGCUAAAACUGAUCAGGCAUCUCAACUAAAUGAUACCAAUCUCUCACGAAAAGCUAUAUUCUGGGAAAGGAGAAAACCUACCUUACUACCUCAGUAUGAAGUAGAAGCUGAAGAAAUUUCACCCUUUAAGUGAAAAAUGUUGCAGAAGGCAUUCUUGAGCCUAAACCACGUCGAUUGUACCAACAGUCUACACUUGUUAAUUAACUAGUUAAAUAUGGAAUGACCAUUUACCUUUUUUCUCG
Molecule: messenger RNA, 4636 nt
Organism: Gossypium arboreum
Lineage: Eukaryota; Viridiplantae; Streptophyta; Magnoliopsida; Malvales; Malvaceae
Product: disease resistance protein UNI-like
Exons: 5
Coding region: 1-4527 (1508 amino acids)
Molecular function (GO): ADP binding
Source: RefSeq, a predicted model, not a curated record